AUGACGAAGCCGAAGAUGUCGGCCCUUGUGGCCUCCGCUAUUCGGAAUCUGCGAGAAAUCCGCGGCUCCACGUCCAAGGAAAUCAUGAAUUACAUCAAGUCGCAAUACACUAACGGGUCGGAUUCCAAUAUGCAAAAGAAGAUAUACACUGCCUUGAAACGUGGCUUGGACUAUGGUAUCCUGAAGAAGGACCGCGGUUAUUACAGUCUGAAUAUGGUUCCUGACAUGAUGUACAAAGCGCACACCUUGGAACCCUUGGAACAAGGUAGGAGACGAAGGGGACGAAGAAGAGGAAGAAGACGUGGCCGCAGAGUAUCGCGGAGACGAAGGCGAAGAGUUCGUGCCGCAAGAGACGGAAGGAGAAGAAGGAGGAGGGGAAGGAGGAGGAGGAGAGGAAGGAGGAGAAGCAGAAGAAGGAGCAGGGGAAGGGGUAGUCCUCCACCUAGAUCGAGAUCUCUCGCGACCAGAUGCAACAAGUGCUCGUCGUCCAGGAAACGUACGGAGGAUACUUUGAGGAAGACUCCGAUAGAGAGCCUUGGGAAGAAUAUGUCUUACUUGUAUAAGAACAACACCGACAAUAAAACGCCGUCCAGACAGCAGAGCCGUAGCCGGGAUCGAAGUCAGACUCGCAGCCAAUCGAGCAGCAGCGACAAGGAGAUGAUCGACGACCGAAAUCGCGAUCAGCCGUGA
Molecule: messenger RNA, 690 nt
Organism: Camponotus floridanus (Florida carpenter ant)
Lineage: Eukaryota; Metazoa; Arthropoda; Insecta; Hymenoptera; Formicidae
Product: histone H5
Exons: 2
Coding region: 1-690 (229 amino acids)
Biological process (GO): nucleosome assembly
Cellular component (GO): nucleosome
Molecular function (GO): DNA binding
Source: RefSeq, a predicted model, not a curated record